AUGUAUUCCACUGAAAAAACUUCUAAUCUAGCUAAAUUAGAUUCAAUUAGUCAGUUGUCAACAAAUGUUUAUCGUAUUUUGGGACAAAAUCCGGGACCAUUUACACUUCAAGGAACUAAUACAUAUUUGAUUGGAACCACCAAAGAAAGAAUUUUAAUCGACUGUGGUGACACUGGAGUGGAACAAUACAUUGAUUGUUUGAAGAAAGCACUAGGUAAUAACACAAUAAAGUUAAUUAUUUGCACACACUGGCAUGGUGAUCAUGUGACGAAUGGGCCAAUACCAGUUCAUAAACUUAGAAGAAUGGAUUCGCCAGAGGUGGAUAAUAUAAAAUUUGAUUACAUAUUACCAGGAAGUAUCAUUACGGCUCCUGGAGUUACCCUUAAAUGUAUUGCAACACCUGGACAUACAUCCGAUCAUCUUUCACUUUAUUUUGAAGAAGAAGGUAGUCUCUUCAGUGGUGAUUGCAUACUUGGUGAAGGUAGCUCUGUAUUCGAAGAUCUGUAUGAUUAUAUGCAUUCAUUGGAAACAUUAUCAAAACUUAAUAUUACUAGGAUAUAUCCAGGACAUGGGUCAGUUGUCGAAAAAGGUUUGGAAAAAAUUUAUGAAUAUAUAGCACAUCGAAAGAAGCGAGAAAAUGAUAUAUUGAAAAUAUUGGAAAAUGAGGCAGAUAUAUCUUGGUCAGUAAAACUGGGAGCCAUAAAUAAUGUGAAUAAACAUUUGGUGAAGCUUGUGAAAGAAAAUAAGGUUGAACAAGUUGGUUUUGAUAGUUAUCGUUUAAAUAAUGCUCAAAAUAUUGACAUAGGACAAACAACUACUGAUGCUAAUAACUGA
This is a messenger RNA of Brugia malayi, 834 nucleotides long. Its product is annotated as lactamase, beta 2, putative. The coding region runs from base 1 to 834 and encodes 277 amino acids. Gene Ontology annotation, cellular component: mitochondrial matrix. NCBI's taxonomy places the organism in Eukaryota, Metazoa, Nematoda, Chromadorea, Rhabditida, Onchocercidae. The transcript has 6 exons. Gene Ontology annotation, molecular function: single-stranded RNA binding; RNA endonuclease activity. The record is from RefSeq and is a predicted model, not a curated record.